Messenger RNA from Asparagus officinalis (garden asparagus), 3048 nucleotides. RefSeq lists its product as uncharacterized. The record is from RefSeq and is a predicted model, not a curated record. The coding region runs from base 1 to 2607 and encodes 868 amino acids. Lineage: Eukaryota; Viridiplantae; Streptophyta; Magnoliopsida; Asparagales; Asparagaceae. The transcript is spliced from 4 exons.
AUGGGAUGCUCGAGCUCUAAAGAGGAGGACCUCCCCUUGGUCUCCCUCUGCCGCCACCGCCGCGACGACCGCGUCGGCGGCGCCCUACACCGUUUCGUAACGGAGGAUCUAACGGCCGUCCCCUCGCCGCCGUCAUCUCCAGUGCUCACGCUUCCUCCUUCUGAGGGCAAGAGCAAGUCCAAAUCUGAUGACGGUUCUAGCGGUAACGGUAACGGCAUUGGGGAUUCCCGUCAUCUUUCUUCAAUUUCGUCGUCUGUUUCUUUGUCUUCGUCUUCUUCGGUUUCGGAUUUUUCUCAUUCACAUUUGCCGGAGGAGAAUGCGGAUGCGGAUUCGCACUUGCAUGUCGCUUCUAGAUUCGGAUCCGAACUUGGAUCCAGGAGAGAAACAGCGCAGGAGGGGGUUUCAGCUUAUCCUCCUCCUCCGCAGUUUCCUUCUUCGUUCUUAAACCCUACCUUUUAUCAGGAUCUGGUCACCGGUCGGUUUGAUUACCGCCAGCCCUAUUUGGACGGAGGACAGUAUCCAACCUUUGUAAACCCUAAUUAUUACCCGAAUCCGGUCACCGGAGGUCAAUUUUCAAACCCUAGUUUUUACUACAUGAAGAAAUCGGCGACAACUCCUUCAACAUUUUACGUUGAUCCGAAUAAUAUGGAAAGAUCUGAGUAUUCGAAUUAUUCUAGUUACUAUUACAAUGUUCGGGGCCCAACAUUUGGAGACGAAAGAGGCAAUGUGGCUGAUUCCAGCGCUGGUCGGCAAGCGCCGGAGGCAGCAGUGCCGCCGCCGCCGCCGGAACCAGAGGGAUCUGGUUGGGAUUUUUUCAAUGUUUUUGACAGUUACGAGCAGUACUUGAUGAAAGUUAAGGGGACUUUGCGAUUGGGGCCCGGAUCUGUGAGCAGUCCAGAUUCGAGUGAGAUUAGGGAAAAAGAAGGGAUUCCUGAUUUGGAAGAGGAGACCGAGCCGGAGUCAUUUAGGGAAGUUGAGAAGAAAAAGGAAGUGGUGGGUUCAAGCAUUGGUACCUCAAAGGCGCCACCUUUGGAGGAAUUGGUCAAAGAAAAGACUGAAAAUAUAAUGAAUGAGCGAGUCAGGGAAGAAAAAGCACCCAGUGUGAAGGAGGAAAUUUUUGUGAGAAAGAAAGGUGUGAGUUUUGAGGUGGAAGGCUCGAUAAAGACUGAGGAAAGCAGUCCCGGUAGUUCGUUACGUAGUUCUCUUGUCACUGAGGAAAGCAGGUCAACUGAUGGAAUCGAGCUGCAUGUUCAUGGAACAAAGGAUGUAGUGGAGGCUGUGGAGGAGAUAAAGGAGCAGUUCAAGUCAGCAUCUGGAUGUGGAGAAGAGGUAGCGAGGUUGCUUGAGGUGGGAAAGCUACGAUAUAGAUCGAGGAGGACGCUAUUGAGAGUGAUCUUUUCCAGGAUUUUGGAUUCCUUGAGUCUAUUUACAUUGACAUCUUUGAGCCAAUCAUCAACUGGUGUUCGACAUCCAAAUCUGAAUGUGCCAAAGGAGCAUGAUGUAAUGGGUUCUGAUUACAUCAAUCGGAAGUCUGAUAAUCUUGCAGCAACGUUGGAAAAGUUGUACACAUGGGAGAAGAAACUGUAUAAAGAAGUCAAGGAUGAAGAAAAACUACGAGUCCUCUAUGAAAAGGAGUGCAGGAGGUUGAAAGCCAUGGAUGAUGGUGGAGCAGAAUCUUCAAAGAUUGACUCUACCCGCUCCGUAAUAAGAACACUGCUCACAAAUCUAAGCAUUGCUAUCAAAUCUGUGGAUGGCAUUUCAUUCCAGAUACACAAGCUCAGAGAUGAAGAGCUGCGCCCCCAAGUAAUCAAAUUAAUUCAAGGAUUAAUGACAAUGUGGAAGUCUGUGCUGGCUUGCCAUCAGAGGCAGUUUCAGGCUAUAGCUGAAAGUAAAAGCCAUAAUCUCACAGCUAGAAGCAGGUACCAAAGAAAUUCCAUUGCAAAGGCUACCAUGGAAUUAGAAGUAGAGCUCUUAAACUGGUCAUCUUGUUUCCAAAAGUGGAUUAGCACCCAGAAAGCUUAUAUCGAAGCUCUCAAUGGAUGGUUAAUGAAGUGGCUUCUUCAGGAACAGGAGGAAACCCCUGAUGGAGUCCUGCCAUUCUCCCCUGGUCGAAUUGGAGCCCCCACUAUUUUCAUAGUCUCCAAAGAUUGGCAUCACACAGUUGAUAAUAUAUCCGAAGUUGGAGUGACGUCUGCGAUGCAAAUCUUUGCUGACAAUGUGCACAAGUUGUGGGAGACGCAAGACGAGGAACAGCGACAGAAGUUGAAGGCUGAGUACUUGUCUCGAGAUUUCUCCAGAAGGCUUAGAUCCCAUCAGAAAGAAAACGGGCAUGUGGAUAUUGCUUCUAGUAACAGACCCAUGCCUCUUUCAAAUAAUGCGUCCUCUCAUGAUGAUCAUAUAAAGAUGGCCUUGGACUCCAUGAAGAAGAGAUUGGAGGAAGAGAAAGUUAAGCAUCUAGAAAUUAUGAAGCAUGUUCAAGAAGUGGCUUCUAGUAGCUUACAGACGGGUUUGAUUCCGAUUUUUGAAGCCUUGGGGAAUUAUAGCACUGAGACAUUGAGAGGCUAUGAAGCACUUAGAAUUCCAAGUGAUAACUUUGAAGGAACAUAAGGAGGUUGGGAAAUAUGUUGGCUUUCUCCUGGAAUAUAAACUCUUAACGAGGCUUUCGGCUAUAGGAAUGGUACAAAGUUUGAAUAACGUCUGAAACUGCUAAGAGUCUUUACGAAAGCUCUCCUGGUUCCUAGUUGAGCAAGAGCAUCUAUUUCAGUGGAAACCCGGGAUCGCUGUGAAUGUGAAGAGUAAAGAAAACAUUCAUCCAUAUCUUGAGAGGUUAAGUCUAAUGGGGAUUUCCUGUCGAUAUUUUUCUGUCGGACUAAUUAGUUCGUAAGCAGCAACAGGCAAUGUGGUUAACUUUUCAUAAGACAGUAAGCUUUAGAUGCAAGCAGGAUACCGUAGAAAGUGUUAGGCUUAUUUAUGUAUGAAGGGAAUUUUGGUUAGUCUUUAGGACAGUAAAUAUAAUUGAAUCUCUAAUUAAUCUUUGUUUGGCGUCAA